Paramuricea clavata is the source of this 3795-nucleotide messenger RNA. NCBI's taxonomy places the organism in Eukaryota, Metazoa, Cnidaria, Anthozoa, Malacalcyonacea, Plexauridae. The record is from the annotation of a GenBank genome assembly.
AUGUCUGAGUAUUUGAGCAUCCUUAAGAAGCAAAAAUUUAAGUCAGAGAUUCAGUAUUCUAAUACAAAUUCGGAUCUCAACUAUGCAAAACAAUUGCUGGCAGACAAACCUUUUGUUAUUUUAUUUAUUCCGCAAGAAAUGCUACUAUUCUGGCAUGGUUUGAAAAGUAAGGUAAACGGCGUGUCGUUCGUCGACCUCUUACAAGCAACUCAACCACUACCGUUUAUCUUAAAACAAAGUAAUGCAUUGGAGAAAAGAAUAGCCGACCUCGCAUAUAUUGCUAAACGUGAAUGUCAUGGUAAAUCUGGUAGGAGGAGAGUAGAAGCGCUUGCAAAGUGUCGAAGAAUGAAAGUGUGUGAAGCUGAAAUUGUUGCCAAUGCAAACGUGUUGCUGAGCGAGGUCAAGAAAAAUGAGGAGACCAUCAGACAUUUAAAAGACGAAAUACUUGAACUGGAAGAAAGAUGUGCUGUGCUCUAUGCUGAAAUCCUGGAGGAAAGAGAGAAACAAAAUAAAAAAGCAAAAGAGGCAAGAGAUUGCGAAAUUAAUAUCGAUUUAUUAAGGGAGGAAAAUGAAGACCUUUUCAAGUACAUUGAACAUAUUGAAGAGAUCAAUUCGUGUAGAAAUUGUGCGGAAGAUCUAGAAAAUAAAAGCAGCACUAUUCCUGAAGUCGGUGUUAGGCAACAACAGAGAAAAUUAAAGGAGCUUAAAACAAGAGCCCAAAGAGCUCUGUGGUUUGUUGAGUCCUAUGGUCUUUCCAUACAGAGCCUAUCACUCACAGACCCAAACAAUAAAGCACUGACAUUGGAAUUAGGUACACAACAAGAGAACAACACCAAGUCAAAAUUUGAAGAUAUUCCUCAUGACGACCAAGAAAAGAUCAAGAUGGUCCUGCAUAUCAUGGACAGAUUUUGUAUCGGUGAUGCUGCUUACCAUGCCUUGUCGGUUCAGGCGGGUGGCUUACCCAAAGGAUACCUCAUCAAACAAUGCCGCAAUGAAAUCAACAAAUUAUUUUCUAUAACCAGAACUCCUGGUGAGUUAGUCGGUGCACAGCUGAGUGUCCGGGAUGAGCUAACACGACAAAUCAGAGAAAAGGUAAAUGUGCAUUUUUAAAGUAAACAAUAGGGAUGGGUGGUGGUUGUGGUAGUUACCAUGUCUGCAGCAUUAGGUUGUUUCAGAAAAGAUCUACAUCAUAACCCAUAUUGACAUUAAACUCUUGUUUUCAGAUGAAACAAGGCGAACAUGACACCCACAAAGUGAAGAUAUCUGAGGAUGGGGCAAAAAUAUCACGAAUAUCAAGCUACAUUGUUAUGUCAUUUUCACUUCUGGCUGAUAAAAAGGAAGUGAUGUCUGUAAAAGGUGAUUAAAUGACUGAGAGUUCUGCACCAAUCAAUGUUUAGCCCCAGGGGAGGGGGAUAGGCAACCCAGAGAGAUUUGACCAUCGCAUGGCAGAGAAACAUUAAAAAAUGUCAAAUCCCCCUGGGUUUGCCAGUCCCCCUCCCCUGGGCUUAACAUUGAUAUGUGCAUUAAAUUAAGGGAACUUCCUACAGCACUGGUUGGAACCCAUCGGUUAAAUGUAGUAUGGGCACUUAUUCAACAAUAACACUCUUUACCAUUUUCUAACAUGAAUAAUGUAGGUUUUUCUCUUUAGGAAACCAUGCAUUUGCCAUAGUAUGUGGGAAAGAAUGCUAUGAGAACAUAAGUGUUUCUUUUCAAAAGUCAUUUGAUGAAAUAAAUGCACUUAUUGAAGCCGGAGAAAUUGAGGUGGAUGGAAAGAAAAUCAAAUUGGAAUUCUUUCUUGGGGGAGAUUACAAGGUGAUGACAAUAAACAGUAGAUUUUUUACUCAACAGUAGACACCACACUCCCAGACUGAUAGGUAAAUUGUAAUAUACUUCAUUUUUAUUAUAGUUUCUUCUACUAAUUCUGGGCAUGAAUGCAGCAAACUGAAACUGCUCCUGCAUCUACUGCAAGAUACACAAGGACGAAAGGUAAAAAAACUCAAGUCAACAUUUAAAACAUUGUAUAUAGUACACAGAGUUGCCCGCAGAGAAGGCUAGUAUAUUAUUAUGCUUGUGAUGUUACUCUGAGUGUAUAUCCAUACCGGGCAAGCUUGAAAAAUAUGCCUGGCCAUACACACUCAAGAGUAUACACUCAGAGUAACAUCACAAGCAUCAUUUUCGCCUGAGUACAUUGCACCAACACAGAAAAAAUCAUAGUAUAUUAUUAUUAAUUUUAAAGUAAAGACAGUAUGAAUUAACUGUUCUCCUUAGAUUUGACAUGAGCAAGCCAGAAUCAUUUUAUUGGUCCAAAAAACUACAAAGAACAUUGGAAGACAAUAAGAAUCUUUGUAAAAAUAAGAAAGACCACUAUGGUUGCAUUAACCCACCACUACUUAAUAUACCAAUUGAAAAUGUUAAGGUGGAUGAACUUCACCUUUUGUUGCGAAUAACAGGUAAUAUAUUUUUACAUAUACUGUACAGUGUAUUUAUAGAUACGCAAUGUCUACCUAAUAUAAACUAUUUAUUAACCACAAUAUAUUUACAAAUCUUUAGAUAUAUACACAUACAGUAUAUACAAAUGUAUACAUUUUAUAUACUGUAUGUGUACAGUAACUAUAUGUAUAUGUAAGUCAAAUUUGGUUAAAUUUGUUAGAGAGUGCUCCAUAUCAGAGCAAAGUAUACAGUAGGUGCCUCAGAGUUUGUCUGAAUAUUCCAUUUAGGAUGAAAUGACAGUAGAACCGACAUAUUCAAGAAAAUAUCUAUUUAAAUCUUGAAAAUCUUACAUCCUUUACUUAACUAUGCUUUUAGAUAUCCUUGAAAGAAAUAUUCUGCUUACUGCUAUUAGGCGUGAUUUGUGUGAAGACAAAUCCAAGAGAGCCAAAGAGCCGAGAGGAUUACACUUAAAAAAUACUGUGAAAGUGAUAAAUUCUUGUGGUGUCACAUUCAGUGUUUGGGAAAAAUUGGAUGGUAAUGGGAAAAAACAAGCAAGUACGAGUGGACAAGCCUGGUCGGUGAUGAGAAGAAAAAAUUACUUCGGAAUUUGCCUCACAAAUUUGAUAAAUUUCUGAAACCAGAAACAUGUGAAACCACAAAACAAAUUUGGCAGGUCAGUAAUUUGGUUUUAAAAAAUUCCUUGAUAAAGAGCCUUCACUCUAGAAUAUUUCUAUAUUUCAAGCUGAUGAGAAUUAUACCCUAUGGAUUCCCAUUUCAAGACCUUGGUUUAAUUGUCGAUGUUUAAGUAACUAAUUGUAUUGCUUCUGUUAUUUUUGAAUAAAGGACUUUGAAAAGUUAUACAAUAUUAUUACUGACUGGUCACCUACACAGGAACAAAAGGAUUCUUUUUUUGGUCAUGUAUGUUUAUCCAUUCAGUUGAACCCUUUAUACACCAUAGAAUUGAAUUCAGUAACAAAAACAAAUUUCAAUAUUCUUAGGCAACUGAAUGGGUCAAAUUAUUCUUGACACUUAAUUAAAGAUAAAGAAGAAGGGUAUGGCAAGGCAAAUAUAACUCCAUACAUACAUGUGCUUGUGUAUCACGUACCAAGGUUUUUUCAAAACUCUGGUGUUAAAAUCUUUACUGGUCAGGGAGUUGAGAAAACAAAUGAUGUUGUUCGCUCCAUUUAUCAUAAUAAAUCAAAUAAGCAUGAGGGAUGUAAAGACACUCUUCUGGCACUAAAACGACUAGACUGUCUUAAAGAUUAUGAACGGAUGCCAAACAAAUAUGUUAAAAAGAAUGAUGAAUAUUGGCCAACCGACAUCUUUGAAGAGAGAAGAAAGCGUCCCCGCUUAAGUGACGCCUAG